Messenger RNA from Cataglyphis hispanica, 1691 nucleotides. RefSeq names its product nuclear inhibitor of protein phosphatase 1 (gene NiPp1). Gene Ontology annotation, cellular component: nuclear speck. The record is from RefSeq and is a predicted model, not a curated record. Lineage: Eukaryota; Metazoa; Arthropoda; Insecta; Hymenoptera; Formicidae. The transcript is spliced from 6 exons. Bases 149 to 1186 code for a protein of 345 amino acids. Gene Ontology annotation, molecular function: protein serine/threonine phosphatase inhibitor activity; protein binding; mRNA binding.
GGGAAGUCGAGCAUAUCCCAAAUUUUAUCUGCGCGCGCAUGUAUGUGUGUGUAUAAUUCGUAAGUGUGUCUGUCGCUCUAUUAUUCGGGUAUAGUUGUGGAUAGUUGAGAAAACCGGAGAAAACAAAUUGUUGCGCAAGUGAACGACAAUGGCUAAUCACUACGAGGUUCCAAAUUGGGCCGGGAAGCCACCGGUAGGAUUGCAUCUGGAUGUACUGAAGAAUGAUAAAUUGAUACAGAAACUUAUGGUGGAUGAGAAGAAAUGUUAUUUAUUUGGACGCAACCAACAGCUGAAUGAUUUUUGCAUCGAUCAUGCAUCUUGUUCUCGGGUUCAUGCAGCUCUUGUUUAUCACAAACAUCUAAAUCGGGCAUUUCUAGUUGAUUUGGGAAGCACACAUGGUACCUUUAUUGGAAAUUUACGUUUAGAAGCCCACAAACCGACUCAAUUACCUAUUGAUAGUACAUUUCACUUUGGAGCAUCUACUCGAUAUUAUAUAAUUAGAGAAAGACCUCAGACUGGUGCCAGACCUAUCAUCGAAGAACUAGAGAAAUUAUCCGAGGAUAUUGAUGCCGGUGGUUUGUUGGGUCUACCAGAAACUGAAACAGAACUUGAUAAUUUAACAGAAUUUAAUACAGCUCAUAAUCGACGGAUCUCUAUGCUUGGCAUAACAGAUGAUGAGAUGCACAAACCAACGCGUAAGCGAAAGAAAAAGGGAAUCACUUUCAACGAUGACGAAGAGGUGAUUAAUCCAGAAGAUGUCGAUCCAUCAGUUGGGAGGUUUCGUAAUCUUAUACAAACGACAGUUGUUCCUAGCAAGAGAAUGCGUAUGGAAGGAGGUCUCAUAUCAUUGUUGGAAGAUCACAAUCCUCUAAAGCAUAUGCAACCUACGUCCACCACUCCUCAUCUCUAUCACGAUCUACCUCCUGAACAAUUUACGCCGUCCUCGAUGUCCAUUAAUCCGUUCUCCACGGCUCUCACGUCGCUAACAUCGCGGCUCGGUAUUGCAUUACCCAAUCCGGCACCCGAAGUGGAGAUGACUCCAAAUCAAGUACAAACAGAAGUACAAGCACAUGUACCGGAGCAUCUACCGAGUACAACAGAGCCGCGGACGAUGGAGCCGAAGAAGAAGAAAUAUGCCAAAGAGGCAUGGCCUGGAAAAAAACCAAUACCAACGCUCCUUGUAUAAUAGAAAAAAUAACGGUUCGUAUACAUAAUUAUAGUUCUAUUAUCGAUUUUUUGAGAAAAAUAUUAAUCUCACAGGAAUUGUUCAUACUUUAUGAAUUCGCGUAUGACUUCCUGUCAAGUUUGUUAUAUUUUUGACGAUAAUAACAUCUUGUCCCAUGUCACACGAAUCGUAAAAUAUUAUAAAAAGACUAUCUUUAUUAAAAUAUUUAAUAAUAUUGCUCAUUAUUUCACUUUAUAGCUGAUUAUAUUCGAAGCUUUAUGGCAAAUGUGUAAAAAAAAUUUAUAUUUGAUUUAAAGAAUGCAAAUUUGUGUAGUAAAGUGUAGUAAUCAUUUAUUAUUACAAUAGAUGUAGUUGAUUAAAACUGACGAUAAUGUUCAAUGAGCACUCUAAAGUUGUCAUAUAAUAUGAUAAUUAGAGCAGCUUAAUUAGCGAUAAAAUUGAACUUCAUAUUUAAAUUUUACGAGCUAAGUUCUAUGAGUCUACUCGCGUAAUUUAUUUACUUUAU